Pieris brassicae (large cabbage white) is the source of this 4330-nucleotide messenger RNA. RefSeq names its product polycomb protein suz12-B (gene Su(z)12). The transcript has 9 exons. The coding region runs from base 69 to 2330 and encodes 753 amino acids. Lineage: Eukaryota; Metazoa; Arthropoda; Insecta; Lepidoptera; Pieridae. The record is from RefSeq and is a predicted model, not a curated record. Gene Ontology annotation, molecular function: chromatin DNA binding. Gene Ontology annotation, cellular component: ESC/E(Z) complex; nucleus.
GUCAAGCGAAGUCAACGAACUGUUGAACUUGGCGGUUCUAAAUUGUAUUUUAGCAGCGAAACCCCAAAAUGCCCCCAAAAAAGCGCGAUAAAGAUAAUGAAACAAACAAGAGUACAAAAAUAGAUCAUUUACAAGCGGACCAUGAGUUAUUUUUGCAAGCAUUCGAAAAACCUACUCAAAUUUAUAGAUUCCUACGUACCCGUAACAUGUUGUCGCCUAUAUUUCUUAAUCGAACUUUAUCAUAUAUGAAAAGGAGGAUGUCGAGAAGCAAUAAAACACGUAUAGGUUUUAGUGUAGAUUCAUUAUUAGAGAGAAUUACUCAAAAGAAGAGUACUGAUUUGCAACCAAAUAGUCUAGGAGGUUAUAUGACCUUAACAUUCUUAGGAUUUUAUGAUAAAAGCCUAGGUGACUCUAGGGACUACCAAGUUAAAGUGGAAACUCUGUUGUUAAAAAUUUGCCACAAGAAAAGAAAGGAAAGCUCAUCUGCCAUAGUGGAAGUUUCAGUUGGAAGCUGCUCUGUACCAUUAAACCCAUCAUCAUCAGAGCCACCUGCAAUGGCCUCUGCUGUUAGUAUAGCUAGUGAUACAUUUAGCCCAUCACAAGGUCCUAAUGUGAAGUCCUACAUGCUUAUGUUAAGAGUGACAGUCACUAAAUCCAUACCAAGUUCCAACACAAAUGGAUCAACUACAGCUGAAAUAACAAAUGGGUCUUCAUCUGAUGAUGAACCUCUAACAAAACGCAUAAAACCUGCAGAUGUGAAUACUAAUUCAGAUAAUAAGUGGAGUAAACUCUAUGGUAGUGAAUUGAUUGUGUAUGACAAACAUAAUAGAUGCCUUUUAACGAAUGGGGAAUAUGAUUUAGUACUACAUGAUGCUACACCAGGUGGUAGAAGUUCAACAAUAGCAAGAUCUCCUCAUAAAGCCUUGAUGGCCCAGUGGGAAACUAUACCUAAUGAAAAUGAUUUACACACAGAAACAAAUCCUUUUGAUAUAUUUAAAGUGCGUCCACUUUUAAAACUCAAACUUAGUUGGAGUCAAGAGCCGACAAAUGGCCUUGUAAAUAGACCAAAACUCUACCAAGCCAAUGAGAGUAACGGAAUUAAAAAAGACUCUACUGUUAAUAAGGAUAGACUAUCAACGCAGAAGAAUGGAAAUAGCGAACACAAGAUUAAUGAUAAAAAAGAAAGCAAUGGCGAAACAAAAAGACAACAAAUAAUAUACCAGUUCCUAUAUAACAAUAACUCAAGACAGCAAACAGAAGCCUGUGAUGAUCUACACUGCCCGUGGUGUUCUUUAGACUGUGGUACUCUGUACUCAUUGCUCAAACACUUGAAGCUAUGCCAUUCCCGAUUUAACUUUACAUACUUUCCAAUACCGGGCGGGGCCCGUAUCGACGUAUCAAUAAAUGAGCUAUACGACGGGUCAUACACGGGUUCACCACAUGACCUUAUCGCGUCUCAAGGGCGGUCGUCUGCCAGUGGCCCCAGGGCAGGCCCUACUCGCAGGGCCUCACUUACCCAUCUCCUAAUUUGGAGGCCCCGUGCCAGAAGACGUGCUCAGAGGCAUAGCUUAGCUGAGUUCUUGGAGUUAGAUGAUAAUGACGUUCUAGAUGCACAGAGGCCAUACAUUACUGGACAUAAUAGGCUAUACCAUCACACUAUAACCUGCCUCCCAGUGUACCCCAACGAACUAGACAUUGACUCAGAAAGUGAAACCGACCCCCUCUGGCUCCAACAAAAGACCAUGAUGAUGAUAGAUGAGUUCACUGACGUCAACGAAGGCGAAAAAGAAUUAAUGAAGAUGUGGAACCUUCACGUCAUGAAGUACAAUUACGUGGGAGACUGCCAGAUAUCGCUCGCUUGUCAAAUGUUCCUUCAAAUGAAGGGCAAAGAACUCUUAGAGAAGAAUCUCUAUAGAAACUUCAUACUCCACAUGUGUUCACUGCACGAUUUCGGGUUAAUAACCUCAGUGGCGUUGUACCAAACGGUGCAGAUGCUUAAUCAAAUGCUCGCAGACAACGCGGAAGCCAAAGAGAAGAUGCGUGAUUCCCUCAAAGCGCAAAGGGAACAUUGGAACACGGUCGGGAAGUUCCAACAACCGGUUGUGAUAGAGGCGAAGCCGCAAACGACCACUGCCAAGUUAAACGUGGAGGCCUCGCCCUCAGUGAGAAGAAAGACUUCGAAUUUACAAAACGCAAAUAGAAUGGCCAGCACUAGUUCCAAUUUUAAAUCAGCCAGUCCGGCCCCGAAUGGGGAGAAGCGGAAAAUGUCUUCCGGAAGUAUUCAGAGUCGGAAACGUUCGUCGAUCUCGGAAAGGAAAAGUUCUGUAUAGCAAAGACUGGUCUUCAAUGUUGAGGCUUCGAUUCAGUGAUAUUGUGUUUAGGAAAUUUUGUUUGGGUGAGUAGGUGAGAUUGCAUUAUAUUUCAUUUUACGGAAUCGCCCGAUUUAGUUAUAAGUAUUCCAUUAAAUGGAUAGCAAUAGUUUGCAGAAUUUUCGAUCGUAGAUCUCGCAGUCAAAACAUGGUGCCUAGUGGUUUUUUGAAAUGUGAUCUACUCACGAUAGAAUAGACGUGAUGACGACGACGAUAACAAAAAGGGACAAUUUUAGUUUCGUACUUUGACCUGACUAUGAGUUUUAAUAUUUAUUAAAAUACGAGAGAAUUAAAAACAAAAUGUUUUUCAACGUAGGGACAGACCGGUUCCAAUAUUUAUUUACACCAAAUAAAUUACUUUAAACUCGUGGAUAUCAACAUGAAUUUCCUUAUUAGUAAGUUAGAAAGUAGGAUCGAAUAGGGAAUGGAUAUAUAUACCUAUGUUGAUAAAUGUUUCAAACGGGGAUUCAUCAAUGAACAUAAUGCAAGAUAUAUUAACUAUUGUUACAACUGGAGUUGUAAUCUGUUUAAAGUGUUAUUCUAAUAGACUGGUUCAAGACUAACAGUAUUUUAAGAUGUUUAGUUAAACGCAAAACCAAUAUAUCUAUAUGCCUUGUUUGUGGAAUAAAAUCGGUGUAGAUUUUUCAUGGAUUGGUUGAUGUAUGAAAUGUUUUGCUAAGUCAAUUUUUUUAAAAAAAAUUUUGUGCUCGAUUAAUUUUUUUUAAAUUAAAACCAAAAUAGUGUCCUAUUUUCGUCAGUUCCAAAGCGAUUUUCCGAAGAUACUAGCAUUAAAAAGGCGUUCUUUAAAAAUCAUCUAAAGCCCUGUUCCUAUAUUAUAUACGAGUUAUAGUUGUCACGAAUCGUCGAUUUUAUUGACAACGCAUUGGCUGUCACUUUUUUAUAGACAAACCCACUCGUAAGCCAUAACCCACUCACUAAAAUUGUGAUUGUUAUAAUGACAAAUUAAACGCAUGCUUUAUUCUAGGUCUUGUCGCAAAAGGUAGCAAUUUCGCCGAUGGUACAGAUCUAUUAUGAGACUCAGUAAAAUUAUAUGAAAGGACCUUAAAAAUAAACUUAAAUAUUGUUUUGCCUUAAGUUGGUUAACGGAUAUAAACAUGAAUUUAUUACUUACAUAACUUACACUGACGUUUCGAUUGCUUUUUAGCUACUGUGGUCAAACUUGCGUUUAUAUCAAAGAUCUAUUUAAAUAUAGAAAGUGGGAAUCAAAGACAAUAUUGUUUCUCAAUCUUGCAUAGACAACUUUUAGUUAAGUUUUUUUAACAGGUGUGUACUCGGAGAGUUUACACGUUUACUGUUUGUCUGUGGGCGUUUUCUAUAUGGAACUCCUCUAAGUCAUUUUCGUAUAGAAAAUCUUUGUAGUAAAUAUGUGGUAAUGUGGUUAUAGAUUGUAUAAUGUUAUAAGUCUGUGUGCGGUCCAAAUUGUAAAUAAUCGAGUAAAGAUUAUACGAGUUUUGUUACUUCAGCAACAGCGUAUACAUCUGCUGGCCUUAGGUUAAGAUUCCGAAGUGAGACUUAUCGCUCAGUCUGACGUAUGGCAAAAAUGUAUUGGAUUUUGACAUACGGAAGUAUAGUUCGCGCAGACUUAUUUCUGAAUCUUACCUAAGUGUCGUUAGUGCAAUUACUAAACGAUAGUAACCAUAACCAUAAAAGCAAGAAGUUUUUAGUUUUCAUCGCCAACAAAAAUACAUCGUCUACUGCAUCAGUUCCGAAUAUUAAAAAAUUGCUGUAUAUUUAGGUGCAUAAAAAUUCACAGUAAUUACCGCUAGUUCUGAAUAGACUAGGUUUAGUAUAGACGAGUUUUGUAUAGUGUAUUUUUAAAUUGUCGGUUUUAAAAUGCUUAUACAGGAUUGAUUCGUAUUUGCUAUUCGUCUGUACAAAGGAUUAAAAUUAAGUGUUUUAUCGACUGCGGAUUGAUGAAUUGAUUGCUAAAUUUGUGAUUU